Messenger RNA from Puccinia triticina, 3624 nucleotides. RefSeq lists its product as uncharacterized. The transcript is spliced from 7 exons. Lineage: Eukaryota; Fungi; Basidiomycota; Pucciniomycetes; Pucciniales; Pucciniaceae. The record is from RefSeq and is a predicted model, not a curated record. Gene Ontology annotation, cellular component: cytoplasm; division septum; cell division site. Gene Ontology annotation, molecular function: GTPase activator activity. Bases 1 to 3624 code for a protein of 1207 amino acids. Gene Ontology annotation, biological process: small GTPase-mediated signal transduction; cytoskeleton organization.
AUGGCAUCGACAGCAGCCCCAGCAGAGCCAGGCUUACCAGCAACAGGCUCACCACCACCGCCCAACCCAAAGAUGCCGGCCACCUUCGAUCGAUGGUUCUGGACUUCUGACUACCGACGUGGAGCGACGAUCCUGUUCGAGAAAAUCAAUGCUGGGCUCAAAGAAUCACAAGAGCUGAUAGCCUUCAUCCGCAAACGAGAAUCAUUCGAGAGAGCUUAUGCGCACGAGCUUCGCACCCCGACCCCAAUAGACCCCGAAGGCUUCGGCUUUGAUGACGGAGCCUCGUUCCUAUCAGUCUACAAGCAGCUGCGCUCGAGCCAGACCGAUCUGGCAGAUGCCCAUGCCAGACUGGCCCUCCAGCUCGAUCGACUCGUCAUCGGGCCCUUCGAGACUUGGUCCCGAGACCAUCAGGAACGGAUCACCAAAGCGAUCGAUCGGGUCGAACUCAUCCUGUCCAGAUGGGAGAAACAGGCCAAGGAGGUGGUCAAACUCAAGGAGAUUUAUGACAGCAAGACCCAGGAGGCCGAUGAAGCCGAGGAGGACUCCCGCUUCUCGCCAGCCGGUGGGAUGAACCAUCACCAGGGAUUCCCCUCCAAGGAGCAGCUCCUCAGCCGCACAAGCGAACACACCCUCUCUGAAUCUGCCGCCUCCCCAAGAGAAACUUACGGCCAAAUCAGCAAACUCGUCAGCGAACAAGCCAUCGGUCUCAGUCGGGCCGUCACACAAAAGAUGAGGAUCCAGGAUGGUAGACUGGGCUUCAAAGCUCAGAGCUUGAGCGAAUCAGAUCAUCAAACAACCCACGAGAAAACAAAAUCAAACAACUCUCCGCCCUCUGCCGCCGGCGAGAAGCCGUUGCCCCAAUCACCCAGCGCAAUCGACUCCAGCCAAUCGCACCCGAACCCUGAAAAGGGUAAAUCGAAGGAGGAAAAACACAUGACUGCGCCCGCGAAAAGUAUACAGAGUAGUACUUUAUUAAAUAUUGCUGGGGUGGUCAAACCACCAAUCCAAUGGAGCCAACUCUUCCAAAAGGCUCGUGACACGAUUUUCAAGCAGAGUAUCAAGGUCCCCUUACUUGGAACCUAUCAGGGCGCUCACUCGGGUGAAGAUCUAGUCAUUUUCUUCAAAAAUAACCUGUCUGAAUUAAAUGGAGAUCCCGAUCGAGCAAUCGAAUUCUGUCGAGAGCUUUCACAGCAGUUAUCCAUUCUCCGCUUGAUCGGUGAGAUCGGCAACAAAUUCAUCGCGUCUCAUGAUGCAUUCUAUGUAUGGAAACCCGAGGCGUUUACCCUACACAGUUUGAGCACUGAAAGUGGAUUCGAAGAGAGUCUGACCGACUUGCCGGAAAGAAGACACUUGAAAUCAACCUCCUUAACCGAUUCGCCAUCUCGCUCCCCGCGGCUUGCUGCCCCGAGCAGUCAGACCACUAGCCCCAACGGACUCGAGGCAGCGAAUAAACAGGCCACUGUGACGGGAUCUGCUCUGGGAAAAUACCUUCAAACGGCAGUCAGUCAGGCUGCCAAGGGGAUCAAUGAGCUCAGUGCGACAGUAGGCGUCUCGACGCCGAUCUCGGCUGAAUCGCCGGGUGAGACUCGGGCCGAACGGCUCGGUCGAGAGGCGCGCUCCGCCGAGAAGGCUUACUCGACCGGUGUGCACCGCCUGGAUCACACUCGACUCCUGCUCGAACAGACGAUAUCGGAAUACUUCCAAUUCUUGCAACGAUGUGAGCUCGAUCGGCUGAGGGCUGCCAAGGCUGUCAUCAUGGGCUUUAAUGCCGCUCUGGCCACCCUGAAUCCGAAGAUGGAAAAGUUGGCGGCGGAUGCAGUGGUCCUGAACGAAAGCUUCUCCCCCGAAGGUGAUGUGUCCGCCUUGGUCGAAAGGUAUCGAACCGGCCCCUUCAGACCCUCGCCAGUCCUUUUCCACAGCUAUCGAAGCCAUGAAACGAGAGUUAACUUCGGGAUUGAUUUGAGCAAGUGGCAUAACUGCCAACAUGUUGAUUACUCCGAAGAUUUCAACGAUGUACCCCCUAUCUUAACACGCUUGAUAGCUCUUCUCGAGAAAGGCUUACCUAGAUUGGCCAACGAUGAUGAACGAAGGAUGACGUGGAUCUACGAGGUCCCUUUGAAGGCGAUUCAUGAAUUACGAGAAGCGUUGAACGAUCCCUACAGGUCCACUGUCAGUGACAAACAACUAGAGGCCUUUGACCCUCCAUUGAUUGCUGCGACGAUCAAGCUCUGGCUUCUAGAGCUCGAUCCACCACCUGUCCACUCCUCGAGAUACGAUGAUGUCAAGGCAAUUUACCCUCAGAGGGCUGGCAUCGAAACUCGAUCAGUCGAUGUCCGAGUAGAAGUAUUGGCUGCCCUGUUGAGCAAACUUCCAAAACCCCAUCUCAUGGUCAUCGACACCGUCAUAUCCCAUCUACGAAAUUUGUUCAUUUCAACCAAGUCUUCAGAGGAUGACGAGCUUUACCUUGCUAAACUUGGUCUAUCAAUUGCUCGAACUCUCCUGAGACCAAAGGUAGAAACUGCAGUGUCCCUCAGUGACCGAUUCCAACCGCUGUUUGUGGUAGAUCUGAUCAAGUAUUAUGAGCGGAUCUUGCCCGUUGCGAUCGGAUUGAGAAACAAAAUGAUGGGAAACGAGGUUGGAAAGAAGCCGCAGAGGAAGAAUACCCGGCCGACUGACAUGAGGAUUCGUAGGAGUGAGUUGGGUAUCGAAGGCUCUAUCCCCGAUAAUAAGGCCCAAAAAAUCUUAGCCGAUCAGCGCAGAAGAGUUUCACAGGUUGAGGCCUCGAUCAAUGCCGCCAAGUCAGGGGUUGUCGCAAGUCCAACAUCACCUCAAUCAGUGAUUGUAAGAUCGGUGCCAGCUACAGCAGAAAACUCGCCCGUUGAAACUAAGACAAAUAAAAAGAGUAGCGAGGAGGAUUGUUUAUCGAAAGAGAUCAAUACGCAUGAACUGUCGGUGGAAGAAGAGAAAACACUCCAAUCGCCGCCCGUCGUGGUCAAUGAAGUGGUAUUCUCACCACCAGCCCAAGUCACUUCCAUCCAGUCUCCAGACCAAACUUCAUCUGUUCAAGAGCAGCACCCGACGGGGCAGUCGCUAGUCGGUCAGCCGCUAGAAGUAUCCGACGACGAGGAGGCACGAGAUGCGCCGUUUGUUCCUCCGACUCAAAGCGGCGACAAUCCCGUCGAUUUGCCGUUUGUCCCGCCAACGAUGACCAAUUCGUCGCUGGCCAAUGAGAUUAUCUCCUCUUAUGGAGAGGGGGCAUCAUCUUCUGAGAUCGACGAGCAAGACAUCCCGCUGGCUGCCAAGGCAAACCUUAACCGGCUCAGCUCGCAUGAGAAGAUCUCGCCUGGCGGCGCCUCUCUCAACCGGAAGCGAGGACUCGUCGGCAGCCCAAAGACCCGUAACCCUGCCGGAAAACUCGCUCACCCCGCUGGCUCGCCCCCUCUGCUUCCAUCCGGCCCCGCUCAUAGUAAAGGCGCACCCUCCGUCGGUAGCUUGCGCUCCCAAUUUGAAUCUUCAACUACUGUUGCUGCUAGUAACAGACAAUCCCUGAACUCCGCCGCCGCCGCCUCCGACCCCUCUAAUCCUAUUCCUAACCGGUACCGUAGAGCUCAUUCCAAAGUUUGA